Molecule: messenger RNA, 1353 nt
Organism: Cantharellus anzutake
Lineage: Eukaryota; Fungi; Basidiomycota; Agaricomycetes; Cantharellales; Hydnaceae
Exons: 1
Coding region: 1-1353 (450 amino acids)
Source: RefSeq, a predicted model, not a curated record
AUGCUGGAGGAAAGGGAGAUUUGUGAAUCGUUGCUUAACGUCCCCCUAUCGUCACAUAAUCUCCUAAACACCAAUGAAAGUCCUUCUCAUAUUGCUGUGAUCACCCUCUCGCCUGUGCUUAGUAGGCCUCACCGCCACAACAAAAAACUGUCGAAAUCUCGCUUGAGUAUCUCAAAGUGCCAUACCGACGCCAUAACCGUCUUAUGCCCCAAAAUGAAGGGCCACAAGACCCCCCACAGGUCCUCUCGUGAACCUGGGGGGCUCGAGAACGUGACCAAUGAAGCAUGGGCUAAUUUUAUGCGCAACACCCAAAAUUCAGAAGCAACUAGUAUUAACGGCUCAAAAAAGAGGGCGUCGGACUCUUCGCCCCCACCGAAUCACGCAGCACCCUCAGUGCCGAAGACACCACCCCAGAAACCCAACCGCGUAUUGCAAAGUGCGACUGUCGAAAAUUUUGUAACAUUGAUCAACUCUGCUUGGGAAGCCGCCACUAGAUUAAAAACGGAACUCUCGCCACCAGCGCUAGAUGAAUCGGUCAAAAAGAAAAUCGAGGAUAUCUAUGUCAUGUUCGGUGCACCCCUCCCAAAGUUCCCAGACAUAACUCCCCUGUCCAUUGCCCUUGAACACGCUACUGCCACAUGUAAGAGCUUGGCUCAAAUGAACGCUACCCUUACAGCGGAGCUAGCGAAGGUGAAUGAGAAAAUAAUGCAGACACAGGAACCUGCAGCUAACAUGCCGAAAACAGUGAACACCACGCAUUCUGCGCCAGCGCCCUCAGUACAAUCCCCCACAUCCCAGAACAACAACCACCACACCAUCAUACACUCAGCAAACCCCAUCCCAAUCAAACCAACCAAGAAACCAAAUAAUAAACCGCCCCAGCCAACACUACCCUCCCAAAAGAACCACCCUAGCCGCCUGAUCAUUGCCACCGACCUGCCGCUUCCUAUUCACAAGCGUAACAUACAGCCCGACACAGUCCGACGUAUUAAUAUGCUACUGAAGGAGAAGCAACCCAUGGCGAACAAGCAAAUCUUGGCUGCAUACUCCUCUGCGCGAGGCAACAUCGUUGUUGUUGGAGCAGUUGGAACACACGCAGUAGACUUAACACCCCUCAAAGAGGAAAUAGUCAGCAUUAUCGAUGAUGGCCAGCCCUACCGAACAACUGCCUGGCAAGACAAAGCCCUAUAUCGGAAAAAGCUUGAUGGUGUCCCCACCAGGGAGACGCCAGGAAGCGACCCAUACAACCCCGAACAAAUUCUUACUCAACUUCGAGAUGGGUACAGCCCGCUCUGGGACCAAUUCAGCCCCACAGCACCACCAUCUUGGUUGGCCAGCAAUGUGAAACUAUGA